Messenger RNA from Xyrichtys novacula (pearly razorfish), 12763 nucleotides. NCBI's taxonomy places the organism in Eukaryota, Metazoa, Chordata, Actinopteri, Labriformes, Labridae. The record is from the annotation of a GenBank genome assembly.
UAACAUUGGCUUUUGGAGGUGUCAAUUUAUUAGUUUGUAGGGUUUGUGUGGCUGGAAAAACUGCAAUGUAGCAGGCCACCUCGGUGAGCAAAGACUGCACGUACAUCAGAGAAGUGGUCUACAUAUUGGUAAGAAACACACGGAGCCGGGACGUAUGAUAGUGUGUUCUUCCUCGAGGUUGUGUGUUUGAUUCUUUAAAGUCGUCACAGGCAGGUUUUAGUGGUGUUUUAAAUCGAAACUCUCGAAUUGUUUCGAAGGAGCAACUUUUCAGGACAGUGACACGAGCUCGGUAAGCGGUUCUUACUUCUGCUCAUUUAUGUAACACUGGGCUGGACCUGCGGAGGGGUCUGAUCCAUUAUCAUGGCACCAUUUAAUACAUCUGGACUGAACAUGGACCACAAUUCGUGAUGUUAUUGAUCAGCCUUUGAACUGUGCCAUUAAAACUUGGUUAUAAGUUAGCAAAGCUGGAGUAAGAGUGUUGCAUCCGCAGUGUGAAGUUUGAUAUGAGAUUUUUCAAUGUUUUAAUAUGAAACAUGUUUCUGCAGGCUCCCUUUGGCGCUGGUAAACGGACUGUAAAUUGUCUGUUUUUCUUGUAUGAUCUGGAUGAAUUGCGUUGAUAUUGAUAAUACAUACCUUCUUAUAUCUAGAUUGUAGUUCAAGUUUGUCUGGGUUGCAUAUUUGGACCUUGUGAAUUUCAGGCUAUUGUUGUGUGCCGGACUUCGUUAGUCACGCCCAUCUCCAUCCCACCGACAGGCCAACAUGUCUGUAUCCUUGCGCAGGGAUUUCCUUUUCUCAUCGCUCUUGCUAGAGUUCAAAGACAUGACAUUGUGUUCUUUAUUUGGGUGUAGGGCCAAGUUUGAUUUCUAGAAUAAUCUUUGGUUCAGCCAGUCAUUAUGAUUCAUAAUAAUGCAACUUCACUUAUGACUGUGAUAAGUGCUUUCACUUUUUUAUGCAUGGCCUUCAUAAGAAACAUAAACUGAGACUGGGAUUAGUGGCAGUAAUAUCACCUGUCAUAACAAAGACCAUUUAACAAAUCCUUGUUCCUUGUCCUUGUUCAGUACUUCCUGGAAUAUGUCUGGCAUGGUUUAAGGAAUCAUAUUGUGCUCUAUUGUUCAUGCAGCAGGCACUGGAAACUGGCUGAACAGCCUACAUCUGCCUAACAUGACUGUGCAACUGUGUGUAUUUGCAUUUCGAUGGAUAGUUUGGGAAAUAAACAUCUGUAAAAGAAACCCUUAACCCUGUUUUAACACAUGGUAAAGUAGUCUUUAUGUUCAGAUUUGAUGGAUAGUUUGCAACAUGACUUUAAAAAUAAGAGUAUCAAAAAGACUGCUGAACAUACUAGGUUACUGAUGUUUCUGCAGAUAAAAUACCAAGGAGCUCUGCAUGUCUGCAGCCAAGCCACAUAAUAGAGAUGCUUAACUUAGUAGAGUUUAAUUUUAAUAUGUCAGUGCAUGGAAAUGCAUGGUUGAAGUAGUUAAACUCACCUAUUUGUAAACUAAUCUAAUUGUGCCUCUUGGUCUCCUUUUACCUUUUAAAUAGUACCAGAGGAAUAUUAGUUUAUUGCAGUUUUAGGUGUAAUAAACAAGCAACAGAAAGUUUGGUCAAAAGUGAAUGAUAAUAAUAAUAAUAAUAAUAAUAAUAAUAAUAAUAGUAAAAAUAAAAUUAAUACAGACAAAAUCAGAUAAUGACAGAGACGAAAGAAGUCACUCAUCACAUUGAAUAUCCUGACUGGGCUACCCUUUGAUGUGAUCCUCUGUGUUUUCACAUCCCCUGAAAUUUACACCAUGCAGAUGCUUUUCUUUCACUUACACAGGAACUUGGGUCAUGGGAACUUAUGCUUGCAUCAUCCUUUAUGUUUGAAAAAGCACCUUGUUCAUCACUGUUUUGACUAAAACUGCUAUGACUUACUCUGGAUGUCCUCGGGACUUUGACACGAGGUGGGUUUAAAUUGACAGGCAUAUGUUUUAUUGGGGCCUUCCCCAAAUUCAGCAGAUGUACUCGAAGCUACAAUACAGCACUGUGUAAUGGCUGGUACAUUUCCACAGAGGUCGUUUUUACGCUUUAUUUACCACUCAGAACGUGAAGGAACAACAGUGGCCUCAAACCUCAGAGGACUGAGACCAGAUUUGAUUUGGCUAGUCGCAUGGCACUGCUUUCGUUCUAUUAUUUAUCUUAAGUCAUCCUUUUUUUAAAUCUUUAAUUUAGGUCAAUCUUGAUUAUUACCUUGCAAUACCUUAUAUUUGAUAAUGGCUAUGCGCAUCUUUGUUCUCAUGAAGUGACAUGAAACUGGACUAGACUCCUGAUUUCUGACAAGUGCACUGCGCAUGAAUAAUGCCAAUGUGACUUUAUAGCCAGCCACAGACUGCUCAGACUUUGUACUUUUAUUGCAUCAAUGCGUAAAGGUUAUGUAAGGGACUGAAAAAGGCUUCAGUUUGUAAUUUAAUGUAAAUGGAGGAGACGACUUUCUGUUGGCUUUCCUGAGUGUCUGGUUAUUGUCAGAGUGUAGUUUUACAGCCCUCGGGGGAAGAGAAGAGCCUGCUGUUGGUAAACUGAGAAGGCUAGCAUAAGUUACCGUAUGGAUCUGGUGGAUAAAAGCAGUCUUUGUGAGCCAUAAAAUGAGCAUGGUUAUGGAGGAAUGUGAAAAGUCUAGUUUUAUAUGAUAAAGUAGAGUAUGUUUUUGAGUUUCACAUCUUUAUCGAUGCUGGCUCUUCAGAAGAUGCAAAGAGGAAGUGUGGUUUUACUGUCAGGGAGUCCAAAGUUGACAUGAGACCAAAGAUCAUUCAGUGCUAUUUGUUCACUAAAUUGACAGCUGUUCACAUUGCCCUAUAUUUCUCUGUGUAGGCGUAGAGUUUCACUGAACAGGAAGUGACUUUGCUGAAUAAGAGGCCUCCUGAGGGGCUGUUUUCAUUUUCAGAGAAAAAGGACAUUUCGCAGUUUCUGUUCAAGAAAGACAUUUUAAGAGCACCUAACAGCAGUUCUGUGUUUUUUUGUUUUUUUGUUUUUUUUUUCCUUCUUUGCCGUUAAAUGUAUUCCUUCCUAGACUUACUGCUCUCCAUCUUAAUUUGUGUAGGUUUAGGAGGCGUUUGUCAGGAUGGCCCAAUGGAACCAGUUACAGCAGCUGGAGACCAGGUAUCUGGAGCAGCUCUAUCACUUGUACAGUGACAGCUUCCCAAUGGAGCUGCGGCAGUUCCUUGCCCCGUGGAUUGAGAGUCAAGACUGGUAAGAAAGAACUGACCUCCUGGCUUGUUUCUCUAAUUUAGCAUCAUGUGCAUUUACACAGAACUUUUCUUCCUGACUUUUGGCCUCACAGCGUGACUGGCAGAUAGCUUUUCCAUGCACAUCUAUUGUUUAACUUUUAUUGAGAUACUCUUCCUUGUAAUGCCAUUGUCUUUGACAGGAUUAUAGGGAACUCAUGGUAUAAUUAAUCGUAGUGCACAGAAACUUUUCAUGCUCGUGAUGAUCUGUUUGUCUGUUUUUCCUUUGGUUUGUGUGUUAACAAGUUAGACAGAUAGAAAAUAGAUUUAAAAAUACAGCUUUAAUAGUAUGUUGAAAUGUUUUUAGGAAUAAGUAACUUGCAGAUUAUUCUGCAGAAGAUCAUUCAGGCAUUCUUGCCGCCACAGUCAGACAACCAUCAUCAACUAUGUGUUUUCAUGACGAUCAGGAUUGUUAUAAUGGUUCAGUAGUCUCUCUUGCACAAACUGCACUCAUCCUGAUUAUCUUUUCCUCAUCUUUUAAAGGGCUUAUGCUGCCAAUAAGGAAUCGCACGCUACAUUGGUGUUCCACAACCUCUUAGGAGAAAUAGAUCAGCAGUACAGCCGCUUCCUGCAGGAGAACAAUGUACUCUACCAGCAUAACCUGCGCAGGAUUAAACAACAUCUGCAGAGCAAGUACCUGGAAAAGCCAAUGGAUAUUGCCCGCAUCGUUGCCCGCUGCCUGUGGGAGGAGCAAAGACUGCUGCAGACUGCUACCUCUGCUGCACAGGUACAGAAGAGCUGCACUAACCCUGCUGUCUUGUUUAUAUUUCAUCAGAGAGCUUCAGUCUGUAUGUUUACAGUUGUAAAACAGUGAUGCAGUGUAUCACAAACAUGUUGGUCAGUGCAAUCAUUUUAGAUUUUCCUGCAGGAUGGACAGGCAGCUCACCCCACUGGGACGGUAGUGACAGAGAAGCAGCAGAUCUUGGAGCACAACCUUCAAGACAUCAGGAAGCGGGUGCAGGUGAGUUUCCAUCAGAUCUUAAGUUAUCUUAUUUUUUUUAUCCUUAUGGUAUACAAAAAAAAUGUUCACUCAUUGCCUCUUUUUCUGCAGGACAUGGAACAGAAGAUGAAAAUGCUUGAGAACUUACAGGAUGACUUUGACUUCAAUUACAAGACACUGAAAAGCCAAGGAGGUACGAGCUAGUUAUUCAACCUCAAGAGGGGAUUUUGUUUUCUUUGAUUAAUUUAAAUCCAUGCUAAACUAUCAUUUUGUGAAGAAUAAAAAAAGACCUUGCUUUAAUUUCUGACCUGCGAUAUGUUCACCCACAUUGAAGAGUUGUCCCAGGACCUAAAUGGAAACAGCCAAGCAGCUGCCACCAGACAGAAGAUGGCUCAGCUCGAGCAGAUGCUAAGCGCCCUGGACCAGCUCAGGAGGGUGAGUGUCUUUUCUUACCUGUGUGAGGAAUGUUAGGAUGUUAAGCCAUCAGUUUGAUAAAUUUAUUGCAAUCCUUCAUAAUGACAAACAGUUGUGUCUAAUAGCUGCUGUGCUUCUAUGUUGUAGCAAAUUGUGACAGAGAUGGGAGGCUUGCUGACUGCCAUGGAUUACGUGCAGAAGAACCUGACAGAUGAAGAAUUGGCAGACUGGAAGAGGAGGCAGCAGAUUGCUUGCAUUGGUGGUCCACCAAACAUCUGCCUUGACCGCCUCGAAACAUGGUAACCAGGGAUGCGAAUAGUUGAAUAAUGUUCACUAUGUCUUCAGUUUCUUAGAAAUAGUUUUCUUUUUCUUUUUUUUAUUUUUCUGUUUCGCGUACCUUGACAUGUUUCGGCGGAAACUUCUAUCUUCCUCUGGAGUGUCACUCGGUGGUAGGUGUGAUAUGUCAUAUCAGCUGGUGUUACGGAGACAUGACCCUCCUGUCAAUUUCUUUUUUUUUUUUUUUUGUUGGACAGGACGGUCAUGCCUCCCACUGUCUGUUCACCUCGGCAGGACGCUGCUCCAGGUGUGUGAGAGCAUGUAUGCCCUCUCAUCCCUGUUCAUUGUCACUGGGGCCCGUUUCCUAAUUUCAAUGGCUUCCCAGAUAAGGCCGGAGUCAUCUACACUGAGGACAAUGAGCACCAGUGCUGGAUUAGGGAAGCCAUGAAAAUUAGGAAACAGGCCCCAGGGAUGAUGAACGAUAAACAGGGGACGAUAAACAGGUAUGAGUGGGCAUACAUGCUCUCACACACCUGGAGCAGCGUCCUGCAGAGGCGUGACCGUCCUGUCCAAAAAAAAAAAAAAAUGAUAGGAGGGUCAUGUCUCUGUAACACCAGCUGAUAUGACAUUUCACACCUACCAACCACCAAGUGACACUUCUGAGGAAGGUAAAAGUUUCCGCCGAAACUCGUCAAGGUACGUGAAACAUUACAUGUCUGAGAUGAAGGAAAAAAGGAAAACUAUUUCCAGGAAUGUGAAUGUUAAGCAGUUUUUUUUAAUGUUCUUCCAAAAAAAAUGUGGUAUUCGCUCCUCGGCUAGUUGGUCAUGUGUUCGCCAUGAUGGACUGGCGACCAACUUCUCUAGGGGCUGGGUUAGGCUCAAGCCUUGUGUUAGCCCAAACUAGUCAAGAAGAAAAGAGAAUGAGCAUUUUCCAAAUGAUUUUUAGCAACUCAUAUGGGGCGAUUUUUGCAAAUCCAAUCAACCAAAUUCUGUUAUAAUGAUUUUCCUUUUUUAAAUUUUUUAUGAUCUUUAUAUUUUACGAGUAUUUUAGGUCAUUUGCACUCUUGUCAGCUCCACCAUUACUAUUGGGAGAGAGUGAAAGCAAGGAAUUUUUCAUCAGGACAUUUGACUCAAACAGGCUUAUUUUUUAACCAGGAUCACAUCUUUGGCUGAGUCCCAGCUGCAGAUCCGCCAGCAGAUCAAGAAGCUCGAGGAGCUCCAGCAGAAGGUGUCCUACAAAGGAGACCCCAUCAUUCAGCAUCGGCCCGCCCUGGAGGAGAAGAUCGUGGACUUGUUUAGAAACCUGAUGAAGAGGUACUGUAUGGGCUUCAUUUUCCGCUGACAUCAUGAUCUGCACAGAGCUUGAGGGUUCUAGUUAACACAAUGAUCCACUUUUGUCUUGUAGCGCUUUUGUGGUGGAGAGACAGCCUUGCAUGCCCAUGCAUCCAGACAGACCCCUGGUCAUAAAAACAGGAGUACAGUUUACAAAUAAAGUCAGGUAAGAUGUUGCCUUGCAAAAAAGACAACUCAGGAACAACAUACAGUCAUUGUUUAACACAACAGCAGCUGCAUCAAAUGACAUGUGUAUAUAUACCAAGAACACUUGUAAACAAUGUAUAUUUUCUCUUAUUGUUUUCAGGUUACUGGUGAAGUUUCCUGAACUCAAUUAUCAGCUGAAAAUCAAAGUUUGCAUCGAUAAGUACGUUACUUUUCUUUUGUGGUAGAAUUGAUAUCAAGUUUCAAUGAGUAGGUACAGAAGAGGAUUAGGGCCCCUGAAAGGAAAAAAAAAAAGUCAGAUACAAUUUUUUGUAAUUAUUAUUAUUUUGAGAAAAAAAAGUCCGAAUUUUGACUUUAAACUCAGAAUAACUAUUAAAAAAAUAUUAAAGGCCUUUUAUUUUUUUUUUCUCCAGUGGCCCUAAUCUUCUUCCGUAAUCAAGUUUUGAUGAGUAGGACAUGUGCAGUACUCAUUAAAAUUGUUUGUUUUUCAGAGAGUCUGGUGAUGUGGCUGCAAUUCGAGGGUAAGACUUGGAGAACAUUUUUGAAGACAUUAAAUGUGUAUUAUUCUAAAAAAAAGGUCUAACCUCUUGGUACGUCUGAUUUCCUUAGGUCACGGAAAUUUAACAUCCUGGGAACCAACACAAAAGUUAUGAACAUGGAGGAAUCCAACAAUGGCAGCCUUUCAGCCGAGUUUAAGCACUUGGUGAGUAAUCAGAGUUUCCACUAAUGGAAAACUGAUAAUGUAUGAUAUGAAGCAUUAACUCCCUGUUUUGUUACAGACCCUGAGAGAACAGAGGUGUGGUAAUGGUGGCAGAACCAACAGUGAUGUGAGUAUUUCCCCUGAAGUUUGGUAUAAAAGUGCAGUUGUAAACUGAAACGGUUGUAAAAUUGCAUUUUGUGUGUAAGGUUAAGAGGUUUCGCUUUCACUUCUACACCUCUGCAACAUGAACAUCUGCUCAUUUGCUUCCUCUAGGCCUCGCUGAUUGUCACAGAGGAGCUACAUCUAAUCACCUUUGAGACAGAAGUCUACCACCAAGGCUUAAAGAUUGAUCUGGAGGUCAGUAUUGUGUUUCUGUAUCACGAGUUUGGACUUCUUUUAAGAAAAAAUUUCAGUUUAUCUUAGUUGGAAAAGCAACCAUUAACAGCACUAAACUGUGAGAAUAGGCCAGUUGUGUUUCUUGACACCCCCGACCUUAUAAGCGAGCAGACUAAUGAGUCAUUGACAAAGUCCUCCUCCCUUGGAGACUGUCACCCUUGGGUGUAACUUCAAAAUAAUCCUCCCCCACAAACCCAAACCUUGACCUGUCACACAGAUUUUAGAGCUAUCUCGACUCAUGGGUUUUUAAAAAAGAAGACUCCUUGAGUUUGCAGACAGUAGGUGCGCUGGUUUCAUUGAAGUCAAGUAGGUCAUUUGAAGGUCAACCUGACGCAUUUUGGACUUCAGGUGUGUGACAUUGACUCAAAUCUUGACAAGCAGGCACAAUUCCCCGCACCCCUAGCAUAACUUCAUAUUGAAACAAAGGCCGGAGGGAUUAUUUGUUCGUAGCUUUUCUAUUUGGUGAUCUGUUUGCCAACAGGGGGAUUAUUUUCCAUCUAAUAUUUGUUUAUUUUACAAACAUACUCAAUCGAGUUCCUCUCUGUCUUUGUUCAGACUCACUCCUUGCCUGUGGUGGUCAUUUCAAACAUCUGCCAGAUGCCAAACGCCUGGGCUUCUAUCCUGUGGUACAACAUGCUCACAAACCACCCAAAGGCAAGACAGCACCCCCUGGUGGAAAGGGGCUAAGCUGAUCCUUCUUGGCACAUUAUAUGAUGUAGUGUGAAAAUAUGUGUUUUGAACUGUGUUGGUCUGUCUGUCUCGAUACAGAAUGUGAACUUCUUCACCAAGCCUCCUGUGGGGACAUGGGACCAGGUGGCUGAGGUUCUCAGUUGGCAGUUUUCCUCCACCACCAAAAGAGGUCUGACUAUUGAACAGCUCACAACUCUGGCUGAGAAGCUUUUAGGUAAGGUUUCAUGCUAAGAGGUUUCCGCAUGCAUCCUUUGUUUCACUGUGUUGUACAUAAGCGUGUGUUAAUAUUCAGUAUUUGUCCCUCCAGGACCGUGUGUCAACUACUCUGGCUGUCAGAUCACUUGGGCCAAGUUCUGCAAGGUAAGUCACCUACCAACCACACAGGAUUCAGAUUGCCAUCUUGCUAUUGUUCAGUGUGAGUUAUUUUUUCUCCUUCCUCUUCCCAGGAAAACAUGGCUGGCAAAGGCUUCUCCUUCUGGGUGUGGCUAGACAACAUCAUUGACCUGGUGAAGAAGUACAUCCUGGCACUGUGGAAUGAAGGGUGAGAUGUCAUCCUUUGUUCGCAGAAGAGUCCUUGAGCAGGCAGAGAGAUUCGCCAUAUAUUUUCUAGUAGUUUUCUUUGUAAAUUAGACAACUGAUUAUACUUCUUCCUGUCCAUUUUCUCAGGUAUAUCAUGGGCUUUAUCAGCAAAGAGAGGGAGAGGGCCAUUCUUAGUCCAAAACCUCCUGGCACUUUCCUUCUGCGCUUCAGCGAGAGCAGCAAGGAGGGGGGCAUUACAUUUACUUGGGUGGAGAAGGACAUCAGCGGUGAGUUUUUUGACCUACUUGUAAUAUUUUCAAAAAAAGAUUGAUGAACGUUCGUAUCACUGAUCAUUCAUGAAUGUUUCCAGGAAAGACCCAGAUCCAGUCAGUGGAGCCCUACACCAAGCAGCAGCUCAACAGCAUGUCUUUCGCUGAUAUCAUCAUGGGCUACAAGAUCAUGGAUGCCACCAACAUCCUGGUUUCACCUCUUGUAUAUCUCUACCCUGAAGUCCCCAAAGAGGAUGCUUUCGGCAAGUACUGCAGACCUGAAACACUUCCUGAUUCUGAUGCGGCAGGGGACUCGACAAGCAGUAAGUCUUUGCACUGAUUUCUUUGCAGAAAAACAAAAGUACUUCAGUAUGCAUUUGAGAGUUAACGUUUUCUUUUUCUAACAGCUAUUCAGCCGUACUUGAAGACAAAGUUCAUCUGCGUUACCCCGUGAGUACCUUUUUUUCUUAUUAUUUGAUCAUGACAUUUCAGUCUCAAGCUUUCAAAGGAAGACAUAAUGUCAGCGAGCACUUAGCUUUAUGGUGGCCCUUACGAACUGCUGACAUAAUGAAAAGAGGUUUCCUCACAAGAUCUACGCUUCCUUUUUUAGGAAUAAAUAAUAUAAAGAAAGACAGGAGGAAAUCAGUGAUAUGAGAGUGAAUGAGACAUCACCUCAAAACAUCUCUGUCCUCUCAUUUGACCAUAUUGAGUAAAUUGAGCUUGGAAAAGGUUGGAAUUAAGUGUUAACGUCUAUUUGACAUCUCGUCUAAGUUUAGACAGAAAUUCACCCGUCUAUAAUCGGUCUAUAUUUUAGUGAAUCAAGAUGGUAGAAUUUAAUCUAUUAAUUAUUAAAUAUUAGAUAAAAUACAACUGUAAAUUGUAUUAAUGAAAGCCAAGUGUUGGAUUAAAACGGUUUUAACUGUCGAUGAUCAAUGUACAUUGUAGUUUAGUCUAUUCGACGGCUAGUCUGAGUUUAAACGGCUAAAAAUUGUUCAUUUUUAGACCAGUGGUAGACUGAUUUUAGCCCAGAGUCUAAGGACCAUUAGACGUCUAUUUAACAUGCUCGGUUGGUUUCUAAAGGAUCUUCUGUUUAAUUUGAAAAAUAACCAUGUGACACUUAUUUUUCCUCUUUACAAGCAAAACUACAGAUAGUAAAGAAUUGUGUCUGUUCUCAGUCCAAAGCGAAUAAACUUACCCAGUUAUGAUGAUACUCCUAAGGUUGUUGCUAGUCUUUUUUUUUUUUUUACUUAUCAUGGUUCUAGACCUUGAAAAAUGCGUUUUCUUUGUGAUGGCGUUUGCAUUCUGACAUUUUUGAAUGUCUAAGGAAGGCAGAAAUGAUUAAGAUCAAUUCUGUAAUUCUGUGGAACCCUGUGCUGCUAAAACGUAAAGAUAAAGAAACUAUCGAUUCAAAAGAUAUCAGAUAAACACAGCCGCUUGUACUCUUCUGACUCUGUCACCUACAGAGCAGAACACGUGUUUGUAUCAGUAACCUGAUAUGUGAGAUAAACCAAAAACCAGGAGCGAGCACCCAGGACAGGCAGCCAUUCUUGCUGUAUUUGGUCGUGAGUUUGAUGGCAUUGAGAGGUUUGCUCAGUGAGAUCCUGACCUGUCUCCGUAGGUGUCCCUCCGUGUUCAUGGACUUGCCAGACAGUGAGCUGCUUGGGAACGGAUUCCCAGGGUAGGCCUUUGUGGGGGGAGGCAGCAUGUAGGGUUGUGUGUGCAUCUUGUCACUCUUGUUUGUGUGUUUUUCAUGGGUGGGUCACAGGGGAAUUGUUCCAGUCCCCUCACUUACAUAAUUCCUGUUAUUGUUUCGAACUCACUACCACUUUUCCUGUCCCCUAAUACAAUAGCAUCUACAUGUCAAUCAUCCUUCUCCAUUCGAAUCAAACUCAGAAAUUCUCAGACAUCUGUAUCAUGAUUCCUCAGCCAGAACCUUUCAUUUGUACCCCAUUAUCAUAUGAGCUCUCUGAUAGUAGAAGGACAUAGGAAGACAUUUUUUGUACUGUUAUUAACAUAUUUUGUAGGUUAUGGCCUGUUCUGUUUAUUUAAUCCACCGCGCUAACAAACAACUGUACUGACAUUAACUGCAAAAAAGUGUCAUUGACAUCCAAUCAGUGUAAUACCGAGAGCGAUUGUGUUUGAGUACUCCUAGCAUUGCCUAAACUACAAUCAGGAAAUAGAUCAUUUGCUCAAAGUCUGACCAACCCUUUCCUGGUUUGAUUUUAUGUUUCAUUUUAACAAACAGCCAUACUUUUUUUUUUUUUGUUGUUGUUCAUUUUUUUUUCCAUCCUCCUUUUUGUCCUUAUGACUUAGUGCAAACUGAGAGACUGAUCACAUAUUUAUCUCUAAAUUGUGGGUUUGACACUGCCGGUUAAUCAUAGACCUCUCGCCGGUGAUAACUCUGCUGCCAUAGUUGCGAUUAUAAACACGGACAAACACAAGCUGGGGACUUUUCGGCAGAGAAGCCUUUGUUUCCCUUGUACUGCAAGUACUCAGACUAACACAGUUCAAAAGAAGCAUCUAAGUGUGUGUUUGACCAGCAGUGAACAUUUCAUUAAAUAUUUGUCUUCUCUCUGUCUGUCUUUUGCAGCACAAACUCCGGAAACACCAGCGACCUGUUCCCCAUGUCACCUCGCACCCUCGACUCUCUGAUGCAUAACGACACUGAAACUAAUCCAGGACAUUUGGGUGAGUAAUAAACACAAGGUGCACAAUAGUUGAUGCAGUGAUGUUGCCCCUAACGGAAACUCUAAAACCCUGAAUUUGCUCUAAUCUGGCCUCUAUUGAAGAAUAUUAAUAAUCACUUGUAUUUGGAUUUCUUCUGCAGACUCGAUCACUUUGGACAUGGAUGUAUCAUCCCCUACCAUGUGAAGAGAUGUGUUGACCGUCCUCAUUUCUGUCUUUGUCUGGAUUUGAUGUCGUGUCCGGAUUUCUUUCUUGCCCUGUACAGUUAGUUCUUGUUUCUGUUUAAACUCUCCAUCACACUGAAGGGGAUCGGAUAAUUCGAAAAACUCUCCUUUUGAAAAAGUGUUUUGGACUGUCCACCUACAGUUUAUUAUGUGAAGCUGUUGACUGAUAUUGAUUUAUCACAUUGUCAGCAACAUCCUGCUCCUUUUUGAGUAUUUUCCUAUAAUCAUAGGUAUCCUACUAUUUUGAAUUAUAUUUUUGAGAGCAUUGUAUUUUUGCGUUAUACACUUUCAGAAUGAUUAUAUCAUAUGUUCAAAAAAUGUAACUAGUAUUUCUUGUAUAAGCUAUGCCGCUAAAGAGUUGUGCUUUGAGAAGUUUUAACAGUCUUUUUCGAGGUGUUUUUGCGUACUAAACCACAUGCCAAAUUCCUCUGUCACAGGUGUUCAACAAUAUCUUUAACAUAUUUUUCAUUAUUUUUCUCAGAAUGAAAUAUUUCUAAUAUUUCUCAGCAACAUUCAUAGUGUUAAAAAUGUAGAGUUUAGAGGAAAGAGGUGAUGUGUAGUUUUAAAUAUGAUGUUAUUUCAUCAUAGUGUUGUGAGAAAUGAUGUGACCUUACCUGUAAAUGUAGCGCACUAAAUGUUUUAUUUCUCCCACUUAGCUGUAAUUUGUGAUCACUGGUAUUGCAAAUGCUUUGGAAAUUGAUGGUUUUAAUUAUUAUAAUUGUUAAAUCCUGAAGUCAUCUGAUUUGAUGUGUGAUUUCAAAUCAUAUUUUUAACUGUUCCUAGAAGCCACAUUUGUCCUGUUGUGAAAUGUCGAGACAAGUUUCCUGUAAAAUACGCUGUAACUAUUCAUUGUUUGAUGAAAUGAAAUAAAAAGUAAUUUACCACCAGUUAAAAACCGA